This is a messenger RNA of Truncatella angustata, 498 nucleotides long. RefSeq lists its product as uncharacterized. The transcript has a single exon. Lineage: Eukaryota; Fungi; Ascomycota; Sordariomycetes; Amphisphaeriales; Sporocadaceae. Bases 1 to 498 code for a protein of 165 amino acids. The record is from RefSeq and is a predicted model, not a curated record.
AUGAACCUACGUUUCGUUGGUCUUCUCCAGUCAAGCACCGACAAUCACCUAGGCGUAGCGCGCGAGCGACUCGAACGUAGUGACGGCAAAGUCGUCCCGGUCGUUACACGUGUAGAUGCCCGCGUUCCAGCUGCUCGACAUGCGCACACAACGCCCGCUGUUGUUGCUGAUCGGAGUGAUCCCGAACCAAGUGCAUCCCUAGCGAUGCGGCUCCGGAUGACAUAUAUAUCUUCCUUGACGGCGAAUAGGGGCCCGCUCGUGCCGUCGAGGCAAAUCAGUCCAUGGGCAACCGGUCGGGGAAGAGGUGUCAGAAACAGGCAGAACAUGUUGAUCUGUGAUCUGAAGGAGUGGGGGAGAUGGGCGAAACGCACUUUCCAUGGGCUGAUCCAGUACCGAGGUUCCACGUUUGCGAUUUCGGUGGCGAUUCGGACGUCGGAUGGGAGAAGUGCCUGUGAUAUGUUAAAUGGUGUGCUUUCAAUUGGUUUACGCUCAAAUUAA